Molecule: messenger RNA, 1185 nt
Organism: Megachile rotundata (alfalfa leafcutting bee)
Lineage: Eukaryota; Metazoa; Arthropoda; Insecta; Hymenoptera; Megachilidae
Gene: lwr
Product: ubiquitin conjugating enzyme lesswright
Source: RefSeq, a predicted model, not a curated record
CCGAAGACGGUUACAAAUUCAUAGGUUUUCUGAACACGCACCCUGUAAAAUCGCUUUCACCCUUGUGCCGCUAAGUAUUUGAUGUAAUAUCGGUGCGAAAAGUGUUUGGAAUUCAAAUUUAAGCACGCAGUAUUGAUAAACAUCGUGAUUAAUGUCAGGAAUUGCAAUCGCCAGGCUCGCCGAAGAGCGAAAAGCAUGGAGGAAGGAUCACCCUUUUGGAUUUGUAGCACGACCAAUUAAAAAUCAAGAUGGAUCUCUUAACUUGAUGAGUUGGGAGUGUGCAAUACCUGGAAAGAAAUCUACACCAUGGGAGGGUGGAUUAUAUAAGUUACGCAUGAUUUUCAAGGAUGAUUAUCCCUCUAGUCCACCAAAAUGUAAAUUUGAACCUCCUCUAUUUCACCCAAACGUUUAUCCUUCAGGAACCGUAUGUUUGUCACUCUUAGAUGAGGAAAAAGAUUGGAGGCCUGCUAUUACGAUCAAACAAAUUUUACUUGGUAUACAAGAUUUGUUAAAUGAACCUAAUGUUAAAGAUCCAGCUCAAGCAGAAGCGUACACAAUAUAUUGUCAAAAUCGCUUGGAAUAUGAGAAACGUGUAAGAGCCCAAGCUAGAGCGAUGGCUCCACAGGAAUAAGACUAUAUUAAGUCCUUAAUUCAGAUAUUCCAACUAUAUACAGAGGUUAUCGUAUACCCAUAGUAUAUUCUAAUAUCAAUCUAUAUUUCUUAUCUUUUUUAUAAGUGACAUUAAUAUAUAAUGUAUCUAAUUUACUAUUUGCAUUUUUUGUUCAUGUGGUAAAAUUCUUAAGCAUAAUCGUUACAUCCUCUAUAGACAUGAUGCUAAUUUUCGAAAACUCAAAAAACAGGAUAUUAUGUUCCAUUUAAAAAUAUCGCAUAAUAUGGUAUUAAACUAUAACCAAAUUUCCUUAUUGACAUUCACGUAUCUUUGUAUGAUUUGAAAAUAAGCAUUUUAUUUAAGGUACAAUUUAUUCAUAAGUUUUAGUAGCUAUUACUAGUAUCUAGGAUGAUAUUUGAGGUAAGCUACGCGAAGGAAGAUAAACAAUACUAUUCUGACACUUCUUUCUGCAAAUUUCAAAUCAUUAUUCAAGUCAUUAUCCUUCAAAAAUGUAUUUGAAAAUCUUGUAAGCAUUGUACAAAUCUUAAGGAAUAAAGUAUUCUAGGUCACCUUAA